AUGGCUCUCCCUGAGGAAGGUACGGGAGACCACUCAGAGGAAGAGGAGGGAGCCCAGGAGGAAGGGGGGACUGUUAGCAGCAUAGGACUCUGCGCCCUAGGAGGUAGACUGGAUGGGGGGUGGGGGAGAAGGAGGGGAGGGGGGGAGGAGGAGGAGGAGGAUGAGGAGGAGAAGGAGAAGGAGAAGAAGAAGAACAAGAAGAAGGAGGAGAAGGAGAAGGAGGAGGAGGCACCUCGGCCCAUGCCGAGCAUCCUGCAGGACCUGGAAAGCCAGGAGUCCAUGGUGGCAUUUUUAACAUCAGCUGUAGCCAGUGCAGACGGGGAGCAGGCUCGGCUCCGUGGGCAGCUGAAGGAGCAAAGGCUGCGCUGCCGGUGCCUGGCUCACCUGCUGGCCUGGGCCCAGAAGCAGCCAGAGGCAGCAGCCCCAGCCCCAGGGACUGGGAUGGAUUCUGUGUGUGGGGGGACCCACCAGGCCCUGCAGGGGGCCAUGGAGAAACUGCAGAGCUGCUUUAUGCAGCUGAUGCAGGAAAAGGUGGACCUGAAAGAGCGGGUGGAGGAGCUGGAACAUCGCUGCAUCCAGCUGUCUGGAGAGACAGACACCAUCAGAGUCUACACCGCCCUCUCUCAGCCAGGGGGCAGCGCUGAAGGAGCAGCACCGACAGGAGGAGGAGCACACCCACAGGCUAGCCCAGGACAAGGAGGAGACGAAGGCCGGGUGAAGCUGCUGGAGCUGCAGGAGCUGGUGUUGCGGCUUGUGGGCGACAGGACCGAGGGCCAUGGCAGAUUCCUGGCAGCUGCCCAGAGCCCUGCUCAUGAGCCAGCUCCAGGGGCCCCAGCCCCCCGGAGCUCAGGGCUGCCGACAAGCAGGGUGAUGAGUAGUGCCCUCAGGCGGGUUGGGCAGGCAAGAGCAAGGGAGGCUGGCAGUGUGCUCAGAGCCCUCCUCCCUCUCUGCAAAGAUCUUUGCCAGGUGACCCUCACCAGCAGCGUGGAGCCUGCACAAGGAGAGGUCGGGGAGGGUUCUCCCCUCGACAACCCCAGUGCACAGCAGAUCAUGCAGCUGUUUGGUGAGAUGCAGAACCCUCAGGAGCGCCCAGGCUUGGGCAGCAUCCCCUGCAUUCUGUUUUCCUACCAGGCUGACAAAAACCACCAAGUGAAGAUCACCCUCAUCUGAAAGCCAGUUGCCUUCAGCAAAGCCAGGAGAAGGGGGGCACCCAGCCACGUGGUGACAGCCACCUUCCCCUACACCACCAUGCUGUCCAUCUGGGUGGCUGCCUGCCAUAUCCAUUCUGCCUUGGACACCUACAUCAAGAUGCCCAAGACCUUGUGGGAGCCAGAGCAUCUCCCAAGAGCAUGGAGAGCUUGUUCAUGAACCUGGUCUGGUUGGUUUGGCUCUGGCUUUGACCAAAGACAUGCUUAGUGCUAAUCCCACACUCCUGGCUCAGAUGGAAGGACAGUCCACUUUUCUCUUCCACUGCUAGAGGCCUGCAAAGCAAGGACCUGAGGCUCCCCAUGGCUGGGCAGGCCCCAGGAACUGACAUGAUGAGUGACACGAGUUCUGGAAGCUUGGAGGUGAGCCCUGGUAGCCAGGAGACUUCAUUUGCUACCGUGUCACCUGGGGAGAGCGGCCGCGGCUGGGAGGUUGGUGACACCUGCAGUGAGUGCGGCUACAGAGAGGCGCCAGCGGCUCCUCUUUUGAGGAGCUGGACCUGGAGGGUGAGGGGCCCUUGGAGGAACCACGGCUGGACCCUGAGACUGAGCCCCUGGGGGCUACCAAGUGGCCCUGAGAGCCCAGUACCCUGAGAAGGGCAAGGAGUAAUCCAUGACCAGCCCCCUCCUGCGGGGCAGUGCUGCGGAACCGAGCAGACUCUGCAGCCAUCUUCCUCCUUCUCCUGGGGGCGAGGGGUUCCCAGGGGACCUGACUCCCCCUGCUCUAGGCCUCUUGUGAAGCCUUCUCCUCACUGUCCUUUAGGCUCCCAGGGCCAAAGCAGCCAAAGACUAUAUCCUGCACCAGCCCUGUGGGCCACCACUCCUGUUGUAUCUCUUUUUGAGACUGUCACUGGAGCUUCCAGGACCCAGAAUAAAGCCAAUGACUUACUUGUUUCA
Molecule: messenger RNA, 2102 nt
Organism: Pan troglodytes (chimpanzee)
Lineage: Eukaryota; Metazoa; Chordata; Mammalia; Primates; Hominidae
Product: golgin subfamily A member 2-like
Exons: 9
Coding region: 1-1170 (389 amino acids)
Biological process (GO): Golgi organization
Cellular component (GO): Golgi cis cisterna; Golgi cisterna membrane; cis-Golgi network
Molecular function (GO): protein binding
Source: RefSeq, a predicted model, not a curated record